GUUGACCCUUCGCUUCAAGUCCGAUACCUUAUUCAUUCUAGUUUUUUCUUUGUAGUCAAAAACUGAUGCUGUCAUCUCAAUACAAGCUGCUGGAGUGAAAUAAUAGAUUCCAUUGACAGAAUUAGAAAUGGACAGGGAUGUUGUCUAGCUUCGAUCUGCCCCUCGAUCGUCCCGAUGUCCUUCCAAACAACAACCAAAGAUUCGACAUCGACACGUUACCACGAAAAACGGAUAUAAAAACGCCUACUCAGAGUAGCUAUAGCUUCACGCUCGCCAUUAUACGCUCUUUCUUUUACACACAUAUUCAAAGAUGGCGACGGAAACGCCGCUCUUCUCCGAGCCGUCCGCUGGUACAACCAACCUCCAAAUCACCAACACACUCCCAGAUGAAGUAGCACAGUGUCUACAAAAUGCUCGAUUCGUAAGUGAAAUCCUCACUCCUGACUUUCUGCAAAAUUGCAUCUGCUUAUACAACCUGCCAGCUACAUCUGGCAACGACAUUAGAUCAAUACCCGCAUGUCUCCCUCAUGAACUACACCUACCUACCAACCUCACCCUACAGCACCUCCCCAACAAUAAUAAUGACCACUCACCCACACUCUCGCAAAACCCUCAAUCUCAUCUCCAACCCUCACGUCUCUCUCCUAGUCCACGACUGGGUCUCCCACCGUCCGCCAACUACCUCCGCCCGUCGACCUUCCACCACCGGUUCUCCGCCCCCAGAAGCCACCCGGUCUUCUCUCGCGACUCUUCUCUUGAAUUUGAAUACCAGCGCUAUCAGCAGUAUAUCCGCGACGAUAAACGGCGAGGCGAGAUUAGUGGAGGCGGGUACGGAGGAGGAGAAAUACUAUAAGGAGGAGCAUAUCGAUAAUAAUACUUUCACUGGGGAUGAGGAGAGGGGCUGGAGACAGACUGAGGAUUGCGAUGGGGGAAGGGGAAGUUUCAUUGAGGGUGAGGGAGUGAGGGUUGUUGCUGUUAGGAUUACGAAUGGGAGAGUGAGUGAUUGGAAAGGAGCAGUGAGGGAUUGGAGUUUGGAAGGGGCUGAGAGACCUGCUGAGGAGAAUGGGACGGGGGAGAGAUUAGUUAAUGGGGCUACGCCUUGAGAAUGCGAGAAUAUGAUUGAAGAUGGGAGGAUUGUACAGCUAAGUAGACUUUUCAAGUGCCUUUACACGUCGCGGUGGUUUUUGUGCUCAUUUGUUGGUCCCCUGCUUUCAAAUCUCUCAGACCUGGCAAGAGAUUUGGCCAGAACCUUGGUAAUAAGUUCUGAGAAAUUGAGUGACCGGAGAAGUUGACAGACUAGAAUUUAGAUAUUGUCUCGUGAGGUUUGAGGGAAAU
Molecule: messenger RNA, 1335 nt
Organism: Hymenoscyphus albidus
Lineage: Eukaryota; Fungi; Ascomycota; Leotiomycetes; Helotiales; Helotiaceae
Source: the annotation of a GenBank genome assembly